Molecule: messenger RNA, 546 nt
Organism: Microthlaspi erraticum
Lineage: Eukaryota; Viridiplantae; Streptophyta; Magnoliopsida; Brassicales; Brassicaceae
Source: the annotation of a GenBank genome assembly
AUGGCCAUGCUCGGCCGGAUGAUACUACCGCGACAACGUCCGAGGCACGCACGACAGGAAGAGAACAGGCCGCAUCGGCCGAGAAAUAUCGGAACGGACCGACCGUACCGGUCGAUCCGGGAAGCAAACGCUCCCUCGGCCGAUUUCGUUCGACCGAGAACUUUGGCCGACCAAAUCGCACGAUCGACGAAAACUGCCAUCGGCCCAAAUCUCUCGGCCAAGUCCAAGCUGGACAAGCUUAACAGAGGUGCUGGAACCUACGACUCGGCUCCCAUCCGGCCACACGGAAGCUCGACUACAAUCCAGAAGGUAGUCAAUCUUGGUCGUAAGCUUUUUAAACGGACAUUUUCUUCUAAGCCAGUAGUCAAAGAUGAGUUUUACUUCAGCAUGUUAUUGAGGAAAAACACACCCUCCUUGUCUGAUGCACACAAAUUAGAAAGGAAGGCGGAAGACGAAAAGAAUCUUGGGAACGGAGCUCGUGGUAAGGCUGACGAUUUGAUGGCGAAAGCAUCCACUCUCCCGCCAGGACACGAACAAGAUCGUUGA